AAAAGGUCACAGGGAGCACCGGGAAGAUCACUGCAGUCGACUCGAGUCCCGUCUGUUUCAUCUGUAGUCUACAAAGCGGAGACACCAAAGAGAUCAAAAUGGCUUUCGCUAGUGUAGGACUGAAGGAUGCCGAUGUCGCUAAAGCCCUGGAAGGUUGCAAAGACGCCGGCAAAUUCAACCACAAGACGUUCUUCCAAGCAUGCGGUCUGGCCAGCAAGUCUGCCGAAGAGGUCAAGAAGGCCUUCUUCAUCGUUGACCAGGACAAGAGUGGCUUCAUUGAGGAGGAGGAGCUGAAGCUGUUCCUGCAGACCUUCAAGGCAGGCGCACGCGCACUGACCGACGCCGAGACCAAGGACUUCCUGAAGGCCGGCGACCUCGAUGGCGACGGCAUGAUUGGCGCUGACGAGUUCAUCGCCAUGGUUAAAAAAUAAAGUGGCAACUGACCAACAAGUGAUGCAACAACAAAGCCCACGUCAACCUCCUCCCGUUUUCAUCGGAAUAUAACUCAUUUUUUAUACAUUUGCAAAAGAGAUGUUUCCUCUUAUGCAACACAUUGUCCGAAAAUGAUGAUUGUGAAUGUCGCUCGGCUGUGUUCAUGUCUUAAAUAUGAAUUUUGCUUACUGUAAAAUCUAUGAUGCACUUUCCAGGUUAAAAAAUGGUACAAAAAUAAUAAUAAAUAUUAUUUUGCUGCGGUCUUAUUGGGCUUUCA
Messenger RNA from Pungitius pungitius (ninespine stickleback), 709 nucleotides. Its product is annotated as parvalbumin beta-like. Gene Ontology annotation, cellular component: cytoplasm. The record is from RefSeq and is a predicted model, not a curated record. The transcript has 5 exons. NCBI's taxonomy places the organism in Eukaryota, Metazoa, Chordata, Actinopteri, Perciformes, Gasterosteidae. Gene Ontology annotation, molecular function: calcium ion binding. The coding region runs from base 99 to 431 and encodes 110 amino acids.